CGGUGGGGUCACGUGACAACGCCUUUGGCUCGCGGACACACAGAAGAGUCCCAAACCGAGUCCGGUGAAACGUUCAAUCAGAGCAGGGUCGCCGCUGCGUAACUAACCGCCAUGACGGCCAACGAAAACUAAGAGGUUCUGCGACGACGUUAGCACAAGGUCCUCCUGCCCCCCGAGCGGUCCAUGCUGGACGCCCUGAUCUCUCGGCAUUAGGAUCCGCGCGGCUGGGAGAGACGACGCCCGCAGUGCCACCCGACCCAACAUGAUGGCCACCAGCGACGUGGACACCCGGGGUGAAGGUUCUUUGUUUUCCGACCCAAUUCCAUCAGAAAUGGAUGCGCUUUGUCCUUCUCCUCCAGGACCCACCAGACCCCAACGUACCUAUGAGAGGAUCGGAGGACGGGAGGGAACCUCUUUCUGUCAGACUCUCAUCCACCUGUUGAAGGGAAACAUCGGCACGGGGCUACUGGGGCUGCCGCUGGCGGUGAAGAACGCCGGCCUGGUGCUCGGACCCAUCAGCCUGCUGUGCAUGGGCGUCAUAGCGGUCCACUGUAUGAGGCUGCUGGUGAAAUGUUCCCACCACCUCAGUGCCAAGAUGGACCGUCCGUCUCUAAGUUACGGCGAGGCGAUGGAGUACGGGAUGGAGAACGUGUCGUGGCUGAGGAGACACUCUCAGUGGGGAAAACAUAUAGUGAACUUGUUUCUAAUCAUCACGCAGCUGGGCUUCUGCUGUGUCUACUUUGUCUUCCUCAGUGACAAUAUCAAGCAGGUGGUGGAAGCCGCCAACACCACCACCUUCAGCUGCCAGAUGAACUACACCAACCAGACUCAGCUCCUGGUGCCGAGCUUCGACUCGCGCCUCUACAUGCUCUGCUUCCUGCCCCCCAUCAUCCUGCUGGUUUUCACCCCCGACCUCCGGUACCUGGCCCCCCUCUCUCUGGUGGCCAACCUGAUGAUGACGGCCAGCCUGAUUCUCAUCUACUUCUACUCGCUCACGAACAUCAAGUACCCCAUCGACCUCCCCAAAGUGGGCCGAGCCAAGGACUACCCCCUCUUCUUUGGGACGGCCAUCUUUGCCUUUGAAGGGAUCGGAGUGGUUCUUCCCCUGGAGAACAAGAUGCAGAGGCCUCAGAGGUUCAUCCCCGUUCUGUAUUCGGGAAUGGGUAUCGUCACCUUCCUCUACAUCAGCCUCGGCACCAUCGGGUACAUGUGCUUCGGGGAGCACAUUGGAGGGAGUAUCACGCUCAACCUGCCCAACUGCUGGACGUACCAGACUGUGAAGCUGCUCUACUGCUUCGGUAUCUUCAUCACCUUCGCCCUGCAGUUCUACGUCCCCGCAGAGAUCCUCAUCCCGCCUGUGAUGGAGCGCGUGUCGCAGAGGUGGAAGACGCCCGUCAACCUGCUGCUGCGCUCCUUCAUGGUCGUCUUCACGUGCGCCCUCGCCGUCCUCAUCCCGGAGCUGGACCUCGUCAUCUCGCUGGUGGGCUCGGUGAGCAGCAGCUUCCUGGCGCUGAUCUUCCCCCCCAUCCUCGAGCUGCUGACCUUCCACACGGAGGGCGCGCUGUCGCCGCUGGUGACCGCCAAGAACGUGGCGGUCAGCCUGAUCGGGCUGGUCGGGUUCCUGGCGGGGACGUACAUCGCCGUGGAGCAGAUCGUGGAGCGCAACGCGCUGAAGCACGUGGACGCGCUCGCCGCCUUCAGCGUGCAGUGAAGGCGGCGAGCGCGGGCCGAAGAGGAAACGAAAUGUAUUAUUUGACAUUCUCCUUUUGUCUCUGCUGCCAAAGGAUGUGGCGGCCAUUUUGAAGGCCUCAUCGCGCCUCUGCUUACGAGUUCCUCUCAUUCCGUCACGUCCUAGAUGUUUGGUGUCAUGAAACGUAUUGUGAUAAAGAUUAUUCCUUCAGAGGAUUCAACGGUGGUUUUAGGGGGUUAGUUUUCAUUUAGAAACCAAACUACUUUGCGUAAUGGAAUCACGUGGUUGAUGCUGAUCUUUUGGUGGACUGGUUUCACAAACUGCUUCUCAAUAAGCGCUUUUAGACUUUGACCAUCGAACACCUUGUUUUUUUGUAUUUCUUUUUUUCUUUGAUUCAUGCCUUAUCCAGUGAAACAAUGAACUACUUUGAGAUGCACAACCUGGACUUUAAUCGAGUAACUUUGGGCCAAAUGAGAGAGUCUGGUGGUUGGGUUUGUUGCUCAUUUUGUCCACAGAAAAUAUGUCUGGUCCUAAAUGGAACUUAAAGUGUCCAUGUUAUAAUCCACGCACUUUAAACACACGGUCCGUACAUCGCAUAUUAGCGAGUCUCGUAUUUUAGCUCUGAAUCCUUUUUACGUGGAUCCGCCCUCGUUAGAGAACCUGGAUGCUCUUUGUACCGUUUGGACCAGAGGGGGGGUGGGGGGGGGCUCUUUCAGGGCUUCCGUAGUGUUUUCAUCCUGAUCUGCUGUGAUGGCGAGCUGCUGGAGACGAUUCCCGAUGUCCGUAUGUACAUAAAAGCUUAAUUUAUCUCCUUAAAGGACUGUCUGUGCAGUGUAAUAACUCCCCAAAUUCAUUCAGACUAACCUCAAAGGGAAAAGAGACGUUGAACUUUGACUUUUUAUGUAUUUACUGUACAUCAGAUUUAAUGUCUUUUUCUUGUUUUUUACGGUCUACAUAUUUUUUUGCAGUCAAGACUUUCGAAAAGUCAGAUUUAAAAAAAUACUCAAAUCCCAGAAGAAAAUCAUUUUGUCAACAAAACAAUGAAUUGGUCAUAUCAAACUUUAAAAAAAAAACUUUUCUCCAUCUACAAUAUAUGACGUUUUGUUGUAUUAACGGCAUUAAUAGUUGGUGUUUUUUUCUUUCUUGCACAUUAAGCAUUUUUGAGAAUGUCCCACAUGGCUCUGCUUAUAAAAUGAGUCUAAGACACGGGUGUUAAUUACAGACCUUUUUGGUGUUGAUUCAUAAAUCUGCUUUGUUCAUCCCUAAAGAUGGUUCUAAAGCUUCUGCACUGUUGUGUUUUCAGUGUUUAUGUGACUCAAAGCGAUGAGCCUUAUGUGUAUAUAUCUAGUCUAGUGUAGCCAUUUGUUGCGCAUGGAGAUGUCCACUUACAAAAUGAUCAUCCUCAUUUUACAUUUCCAUUUUCCCAUGUUCUGUCGCGGGACACCUUUAUAAUGAGGUGCAGCGUCACGACAAAGACAAAAUGCACUUUGCGGCCAUAAUGUUACGGCAAAAAAGUUAAUUCAUAUAGUUUAUAAUUUGAUUUAUUUUUUUGAGCGAAUGCACAAUUACAGAGCCCCAGUUUUAAAAAGCUGCACUCCCCAAAUGUUUGACAUUUCUAUUUAAUAAAUUGUAACUGACCAUUCGUAUGUAAAUGUAACUCUUUCAUCUCUUUAUUCCCUCAUUAAUAAAUAACUAAAGUAUC
This is a messenger RNA of Pungitius pungitius (ninespine stickleback), 3392 nucleotides long. RefSeq names its product solute carrier family 36 member 1 (gene slc36a1). The transcript is spliced from 12 exons. The record is from RefSeq and is a predicted model, not a curated record. Gene Ontology annotation, molecular function: glycine transmembrane transporter activity; L-proline transmembrane transporter activity; L-alanine transmembrane transporter activity. Bases 263 to 1711 code for a protein of 482 amino acids. Gene Ontology annotation, biological process: proton transmembrane transport; proline transmembrane transport; glycine transport. NCBI's taxonomy places the organism in Eukaryota, Metazoa, Chordata, Actinopteri, Perciformes, Gasterosteidae.